This is a messenger RNA of Colias croceus (clouded yellow), 675 nucleotides long. RefSeq lists its product as uncharacterized. The record is from RefSeq and is a predicted model, not a curated record. The coding region runs from base 136 to 561 and encodes 141 amino acids. Lineage: Eukaryota; Metazoa; Arthropoda; Insecta; Lepidoptera; Pieridae. The transcript has 3 exons.
UCACUUCGACGCGUCUUUAGCGGCAGGCACUUGUAAUAUUCAUUCAAAUAUAAUCCGAAAAUUACGAAAAUAUAAUAUUUACAAUGGUUUUGAUUUAAUAACUUAAUAUAAUAAAGAGUUUGUUAGUUUUUGGAAAUGUGGCAUUUUGUUAUAUUUCUGGUGUUUUUCACUUUCACUGUACUGACUCACGUGCUUCCUGGGCCUGCAAAUCCUUAUCAGCACGGCCCUCAUUACACUAUAAGUAACGACCAUAGGCAGCCUUACAUAGAGGUGCGGAAUGCUACAUAUCAUGGCAGUGGACCUCGGGAAGAGGCGCGAGCCAUGUGUUCUGUCAAAACACAAGAAGUUAACGCCACUGCAAAUGCCACGAUAACGAGAAGGCUACACGGUGUUGUUACAUCAAGAGAGCUACACAACGCAGUGCAGCGGCUAGAAGUAAUUAUUUUUGGUCAAAUGCAACAGUUGUGGCAAAGUUUGGACGCGCUGCGUGCGCAGGUCGCUGGUGAAUCUCGAGUUUCAUAUCCUGACCGUCGAAGCAUCGCAUUUAGAUAUAAACCAUAGUUCUUAGUCAAUAACCAAAGACAUUUUUUUAAUACUUGAUUAAAAGAUAACAACGUAAUAAUAGUUCAGGGAACUCAUUGUAUGUUUGUGUAAUAAAUGAAAUUUGUUUGAGUA